GCGUUGUAGCGUUGCCGUUUUGCCGGGAAACUUUGGGGCGGGGACUAUCACCCGCUCAGGACACCAUGACCGAGGUUGGGCCCGAAGGACAGAACUCCACCACCACUACUGUGAUAGACAGCAAAAAUGGAUCUUUGCCCAAAUCACCUGGAAAAGUGCUGAAAAGAUCAGUCACAGAAGACAUAGUGACAACCUUCAGCUCUCCAGCAGCCUGGCUUCUUGUGGCCGCCCUGAUCGUGACCUGGUCGGCUGUUGCUGUGGUGAUGUUUGACUUGGUCGAUUACAAGAACUUUUCAGCCAGUUCUGUUUCUAAGAUCGGCUCCGACCCCCUACGAAUCAUAAAUGAGGCGGUAGAAGAAACCACUGACUGGGUCUAUGGAUUUUUUUCUUUGCUGUCAGACAUCAUAUCCUCCGAUGGAGAUGAAGAUGAUGAAGAUGACAUAAAUGAUGAAGAAAUUCACAAGGACAAGUCUGAAAAGCAGGAGAAGCGUGAAAAGAAACCGCUACACAAAGUGACUCCCACGGAGAAGCCGGGAAAGAUAGUCCAGAGGGCACCGCCCAAAGUAACACCAAAAGGAAAACUUGAAAAAGAAAAACCAGUAAAGAAAGCAGCUCCCAAAGACAAACAUGAGAAGGAAGAAAAACGAGAUGUGAAAACACUCACCAAAGAAGACAAGAAAUCGAAGAGUUUGAAAGCCGAAGAAAGGUCUAAAAGGGAAGUGAAGGUUGGAAAAAUGGAGAAAGUAAAGCAGGCUGAAGCCAAGGCCAAAGAAGCAGAGAAAACACCAGCCAAAUCUAAAGGGAAGGAUGACAAGCUGGCCACAGCUCUAGACAAGGCCGAAAAGAAAGAUCAGUUUGCAUUCUGUCGCUAUAUGAUUGACAUGUUUGCACAAGGGGAUUUAAAACCAGGUACUCCAACACCAGUCUUGUAUUUUUCUGUUCUAAGCCUUUGUGUUGAGCCUUCUUUCUGUUUUAUUCACUAA
Messenger RNA from Tachyglossus aculeatus (Australian echidna), 983 nucleotides. It is a transcript of the gene TRDN, whose product is annotated as triadin. Gene Ontology annotation, molecular function: signaling receptor binding. The record is from RefSeq and is a predicted model, not a curated record. NCBI's taxonomy places the organism in Eukaryota, Metazoa, Chordata, Mammalia, Monotremata, Tachyglossidae. Gene Ontology annotation, cellular component: membrane; sarcoplasmic reticulum.